Molecule: messenger RNA, 3481 nt
Organism: Pantherophis guttatus
Lineage: Eukaryota; Metazoa; Chordata; Lepidosauria; Squamata; Colubridae
Source: RefSeq, a predicted model, not a curated record
CGGGAGGGCUCGCCAGCUUCCGCGUGCCACGAGCUGAGUGGGCGGGGCUUACGCUGAGCUUGUCUUUUGCAUGGCUCUGCUGCUUAGAGCUUUCAUCCUACCUGCGGCCAUUUGUCGAAGAGAGGCAGCGCGGACCUCCUGCACCAGCCAUCAGCGUGGCGCGUCGCUUAGAAGCGAGGGAGACGCUCCCGUUGAAUUGCAGCGCCAGCAGCGGAGGCGGGAUGGAGGAGGAGGAGGAGGCUAAAAUGAAUAACCAGCAGGAAAAGUCACAGAAGAAAAAUGCAAUCUUAGUUGAUGGAGUUAUUUUAAAUGGCCCAGUAGCAGAUUCAAAAUCAGGCGAGAAAUUUGUGGAAGAGGUCAAUAAGAUAAUAAUGGAAGAAGUGGUAAAGAAAGCAUCUGAUGCAACUGAAAAGGUGUGUGAAUGGCAAUCUCCUGAGCAACUGAGAACACUUCUUGACUUGGAAUUGAAAGACACAGGAGAGAGUCAUCCCAAACUCUUGCAGUUAUGCCAAGAUGUUAUACAAUUCAGCGUCAAAACCUAUCACCCAAGAUUUUUUAAUCAGCUCUAUGCUGGUAUUGAUUAUUACUCUUUAGCAGCGCGUUUCAUUACGGAGGCAUUAAACCCAAGUGUAUAUACCUAUGAAAUUUCUCCAGUAUUUUUACUAGUGGAAGAAGCAGUGCUAAAGAAAAUGAUUGAAUAUAUUGGAUGGGAAGGAGGAGAUGGUAUAUUUAAUCCAGGUGGCUCUGUUUCCAAUAUGUAUGCAAUGAACUUGGCAAGAUAUAAAUAUUUUCCUGACAUAAAAGAAAAAGGCCUUUCAGGGAUACCUCAAUUGGUUCUGUUUACAUCAGAAGAGUGUCACUACUCAGUGAAGAAGGCAGCUUCCUUUUUGGGAAUUGGCACACAAAAUGUUUACUUUGUCAAAAGUGAUGACAGAGGUAAAAUGAUUCCUGAGGAACUGGAGAAACAAGUCCAGCAUGCAAGGAAUGAGGGUUCUGCACCAUUUUUUGUCAGUGCUACAGCUGGUACCACCGUUUUGGGAGCAUUUGAUCCUUUGAAUGAGAUAGCUGACAUAUGUGAAAAACAUAAUCUUUGGCUACAUGUUGAUGCAUCAUGGGGAGGCUCAGCUUUACUGUCAAGGAGGCAUCGCAAGCUUCUUCAUGGCAUCCACAGGGCCACUUCUGUUGCAUGGAAUCCUCAUAAGAUGCUUAUGGCAGGAAUCCAGUGUUGUGCACUUCUGGUGAAAGAUAGUUCUGGCUUGCUUAAGAGAUGCUACUCUGCCAAUGCCUCAUAUCUGUUCCAACAAGACAAAUUUUAUGACAUCAGUUAUGACACAGGUGAUAAAUCCAUUCAGUGUAGCAGAAGAGCAGAUGCAUUUAAAUUCUGGAUGACAUGGAAAGCUCUAGGAACAACUGGCCUUGAGAAGAGAGUAAACAGAGCCCUUGCUUUAGUCAGAUACUUAGUGGAUGAAAUUAAGAAGAGAGAAGGAUUUCAGUUGCUUCUGGAGCCAGAAUAUGCAAAUAUUUGUUUCUGGUAUAUUCCACCUAGCCUAAGAAAGAUGGAGAAAGGACAUGAAUUCUGGGAAAAACUCAGUUGUCUUGUGUCGACUGACCUAAAAUGGCGUCGAGUGAUGAGAGUGACAGCGGCGAGAUUUCGAAUUCUUUAAAACGAAAGAGAGGAGUGUGCAAAUAUACCAAAGACUGGGAAGCUACUUUUGCAUGGAUUACCAACAACGAAACCGACAGAACUAAUACGACGGCUUGUGUAAAUUGUGUCAGAAAUCGUUCACAAUUGAAUAUAAUGGUAUAAAAGCUGUCACACAGCAUGCAAGCACAAAAAAUCAUUUAGGUAAGGAGAAAAUAGCUUCCAGCAACAAGCGAAUCAAUUCGUUUUUCAUUGUUAAAGACUCCUCUUUCAGUGAGAAAGUGACUGUAGCUGAAAUGGCUGAAACUUACCAUGGGAUCAAACACCAUAUUUCUUUCCUGGCUCAAGAUUGCGGUAUUAAGUUAAUGAAGCAAAUUUUUGAUGAUUCAGAAAUUGUAAAAAAGAUGUCUUGUGGAAGAACCAAAUCAUCAGCUAUUGUCAAUGAGGUUUUUCUUUUUCUAUUGAGUUGCUUCUCAAUGAUCUUAAAACUGGAAUUCCAUUUUCUCUCUCCACUGACGCAUCAAACAAGAGAAAUCGCAAAAUGUAUCCCGUUGUUGCACAAUAUUUUACUUGUGAAGAAGGACUGUGUGUGAAAAUUUUAGACUUUUAUGAGGAUUCUUUCGAAGAUUCUACAUCAAUAAAAAAUCAGCUGUGUCGAGUUCUUAGUGAUAACGAAUUGGAAAUAAAUAAUGUUUCAGCUUACUCAGCAGAUAAUGCAUCGGUCAAUUAUGGAGUGAACAAAUCUGUUUACCAAAAAUUAUUGCUGGAAAAUGACAAUAUUGUAGCUGCUCAUUGCAAUAAUCACAUUUUACACAACAGCGCAAAAAAUGCAUUAAAGCAGUUAUCUUUUGAUAUCGAAAAUGUACUGCUGAAGAUUUUUGCCGAAUUUUCAAAUUCUGCGAAGAAAUGAGUUGAAAUCAUUUUUUGAGUUUUGCGAGUCAGAAUUCCAUGAAGUUUUGCACCAUGUUCCAACACAUUGAUUAAGUUUGUUUAAAGCGGUCGAAAGACUUCUUUUAAACUGGAUACCUCCAAAAUCGUAUUUUAUUUCUCUUGGAUCUGAUGAGUGCCAUAAGGUUAUCUGGAACCUUAUUUCGGAUCAGGAAAAUGAACUCGCAAAGGACGAUGAACCAACAAUUUCAGAAUUGUAUUUAUAUUUCACGCACUUCUUCAUGUCAAUAAUGCAAGACACCCUACUGAAGCUGGAAAGCAAGAAAAUUCUUGCCUGUGAUCUUCACAUUAUCAUGUGUAAGCUGCGUGAUUCUUUGCAAAAAAAAUACGAUGAGCAGUUUUUUGGAAUGAAAGUUUUAUUUGCCUUACGUAAAAAACAUUUGCCUGAGAAUGCCGUGCAAAAGUUCAAGAAAGAAGCCAUCAACGUGUAUCAAAGAGCCAUUGCGUACCUGGAAAAGUGGUAUAAUUUCACCGAUUCAGUAGAUGAGACGUUAAGUUGUUUCAAUCUAAUUGAUUGCAAUAAUCCUCCAACUUUAGAAGAAAUGACGAACAUCUGGUUAUUAUCAUCAUGGCAAGAAGAACUUCCACCCAACACUCUCUUCGAUGAAAUUUCUGCCUUAGAAGAAGUUUAUGUUCAUCUGCAGGGCAAUUCAUCCCUUGAUAAGUGGACGUACUUUUUCAAGAAAGAGCCAGCUCCGAGUUUACUGAAACUGUUCCAGUAUUGUGCAUCAAUUCCGGUAUCAAAUGCAAAGGUUGAACGAAUUUUCAGUGUCAUGGGAAAUUUGUGGACUGACGAACAUAACCAACUGCUUGUACCAUCAGUUCGAAGUGAACUUUGUAUAUUUUUUAAUAUUUCUCAACGUUGUACUGAAAUUAAAGAAUUAUUCCUUA